Molecule: messenger RNA, 3018 nt
Organism: Dovyalis caffra
Lineage: Eukaryota; Viridiplantae; Streptophyta; Magnoliopsida; Malpighiales; Salicaceae
Source: the annotation of a GenBank genome assembly
AUGAUAAAAUGGAGGCCUUUUUAUCAUUAUCUCUACUUCAAACCCAAAAACAGACCAAUUACUUCAACUUGUGCUGCCCCGUUAGACCCAAAAUCAAUCCCAAAUGACCAUACAUCCCUUUGCCAAUCCUUAGUUCAUGACCUUCUUAGCCGCGGUCUUUUGUCCUCUGCCCAGCAAGUUAUCCAGAGAUUCAUUGCCAGCUCUUCCACAGUCACUGAUGCAGUCUCCGUCAUUGAAUUUGCCUCCAGGAGUGGCAUGGACCUUGGCCUUGGAAUUUCUAGUGAACUCGUUAGGAAAUUGGUUGACUUGGGUGAGCCUUUAUCUGCGCAUGAGUUUUAUCACGAUCAUGUGAUUGCUAGGGGUAUUGAACAGGACUCGAAUAUUGUUAAUUCUAUGGUUGUUUCUUUGACUAAGUUAGGGAAAUUAGAUGAUGCUGUAAAGCUUUUUGAUAGACUUAUUGGUAGUGAUGAUUGCGUGCUUAGUAAUGCUGCUUGUAGCGUGAUUCUUGAAGGGUUUUACAAACAAGAUAAGUUUUUGGAGGCUUUUGAUUAUUUUGUUAGGAUUAGUGAUGCAAAUGUAAAAUUGGGUAUGUGGGUUUAUAAUGUUUUGAUUAAUGGAUUGUGUCAUCAAGGGUAUGUGGAUGAAGCAAUGGAAGUGUUUGAUAUAACGUGCAAAAGAACCGGGUUGCCUCCUACUCUGCAUAUGUUUAAGACAUUGUUUUUUGGGCUUUGCAAGAGAGGGUGGUCUGUGGUGGCGGAGUCGUUUUUUGAAGAGAUGGAGGCACAAGGUUAUUUUGUGGACAAGGUGAUGUAUACUUCGCUAAUGAAUGCUUAUGGUAAGGAUAAGAAGAUGAAGAUGGCAAUGAGGGUUUAUUUUAGGAUGCUAAAGACGGGUUGUGACCCGGAUGUUUCUACUUAUAACACUUUAAUUCAUGGGUUUUUAAAGAUGGGUUUGUUUGAUAAAGCAUGGGUGUUGUGGAACAUGAUGAAUGGCUUGGGAAUUCAGGCUAAUGAGGUGACUUAUAAUUUAAUGAUUUGUAAUUAUUGCAAACAAGGGAAGUUGGAUUGUGCUACUGCGCUUUUGAAUAGCAUGAUUCCCUGCAACCUGGCUCCCCGUGUGCAUUGUUAUACUCCUAUAAUGGCUGCUCUUUACAAGCAGAAUAGGUGUUUGGAAGCUGAUGAGUUUUGUGAAGGAAUGCUGGAAAGUGGAAUUGUUCCGGACCAUAUUUUGUUUUUUGUACUCAUGAAGAAUAAACCUAAGGGGCUUGAGCUUCAACUCUGUUUGUUGAUGUUGCAGGCAAUUGCCAAGAACGGGUGUGGGUUGGACCAUUCUUCACUCUCAAAUUCUAAUAAGAUAAAUUCCACUGUGGAUUUGGAGCAAGAGAUUGAGCUACUUCUGCGUGAUAUCAUAAGAAGUGACUUGAAUCUAGGUAGUGCAGCUGGCAGUAUCUACAUUAUUGCCUUGUGUGAAGGCAGAAAGACAGAAGCUGCUUUAGCUUGCUUGCAAAAGAUGGUCAAUGCAGGAUGCAUUCCUUUGCUUUUCACUUUCAACUCUUUCAUCAAAUGUCUAUCCCAGGAUGGGCUUUUUGAGGAUGUCAAGUCUCUGAUUGAAAUUAUGCAAAACUGGGGCAUGGUUCCAAACUUGGAAACUUAUCUGAUUGUGGUAAAUGAAUACUGUAAACAAGAGGAUCUAGUAUCGGCUCUUCAUAUUUUGGACCAGAUGGAGGAAGCAGGACUGAAACCUAAUGUCGCUAUUUAUGAUUGCAUCAUUGCUGGUCUAAGCCGACAAGGGAGAAUCUCUGAAGCAGAAACUCUUUUCCACAGGAUGUGUAAGAAUGGUUUGGAUCCUGAUGAAGUUGUCUAUAUGACAAUGAUCAAUGCUUAUGCUAGGAAUGGAAGAGGUGAUAAAGCUCUCCGUCUGUUUGAGAUGAUGAUAGAGAAUACCAUCCAGCCAAGUUCUAGUGGGUUAGUGAAGAGAAAAAUGACCAUUCAGGGAUGCGUUUAUCUUGAAAAAAUGUUGGGAGAGAGUUUUGUGCCAAACAUCAUAUUGUAUAGUUCUCUCGUCAAUCAUUAUUUGAAGAUGGGUGAGUUUAAGUAUGCCUUCAGACUGGUUGAUUUGAUGGUUAGAAGUAAGAUUAAAGCAGACCUCGUCUUGCACAUUGCUUGGAUUGGUGGUCUUUUCAGAAAUAUCACUGGCACCAAGAAAAGAUGGUACGUGACAAACAUAAUGUCUAUGAGGGCUAGAGAACUGCUGUUUAAUUUGCUCCAUCAAAAAGCUUCCUUGCCUAGUGAAGAUGUUUUCGGUGUUUCCGAGCAUUCUCCUGGAGAAUUAAAAGAAUUAGCAUUGAUGCUCAUGCGGAAAAUAAAAAGAACAGGAUUUAUGCCCAAUCUUUACCUCUAUAAUGUCAUUAUCUCUGGAUUCUGUUGGGCGAAUAUGAUGCAUGAUGCAUACCAUCAAUUUAAACUGAUGCAAAAGGAGGGUCUACGUCCAAAUGAAGUGACCUUCACAAUUCUCAUUGGUGCACAUGGCGGGGCUGGUGAAAUUGAUCACGCUAUUGGGUUGUUUAAUAGGAUGAAUGCAGAUGGUUUUACUCCUGAUAGAUGUAUACACAACACUUUACUGAAAUCCCUUUGUAAGGCUGGUAGAGAAUUAGAUGCUUUAUCUCUUUUACAUACAAUGCACAAGAGGGGGUUCUUUCCGAGCAGGCUUGCUUAUGAAAAAUUACUCCAAUAUUUUUGUGCUCAUUACAUGUGCAUUCCUGCCUUCAGAAUAUUUGAAGAGAUGGUUGCUUGCAAUCUUGUGCCUUGCCUUUUUAGAUGGAACUGGCUGCUUUAUAUCUUAUGUGAAGAAAAGAAACUCCAUGAAGCUUAUAGGGUGUGUAAUGUGAUGUUUGACAGAGGAAUUCUGCCCGACGAGUCGGUAAUGAGGCUUCUAGUAAAAACAUCUGAUGAACACCCAUUGCUUCUUCUGAACGGAGAAGUUCUGAGCAAAUAUGAACAGCCCCCUCUUUCCCAGUAG